UAAAUAAAGGCCUUUUUCUAGCUCCAACUUGAACAAGUUCCUCGCACCGGUCUAAAAUUUCACCUUCUUUUCUCAGUCACUCUCUCUGAAAAUCUAAAAGAUCCCAACAAUGAACAGGAUAACUACAAGAAGGGUGGCUUUCAAUAUCCAUGUCUUGAAAUUUGCGCAGAGGACUUUAUGUAGUGGUGCUGGUGCAAAAUUACCAGGUUCAGAUGGUGAUCAAAGUCUCACAGGCAAGCACGAGUUCCCUAAUAAUGUGCCCAUAUAUGAUGUUGCAAUUGUUGGUGGGGGCAUGGUUGGCAUGGCUCUAGCUUGCUCUUUAGCAAGCAUGCCAUUGACGAAACAAUUAAGCAUUGCCAUAAUUGAUAGCAAUCCUGCAUUGCUGAGUGGAGAUAGAAUCAAUAAAGAGGAUCCACCAGAUCCAAGAGUGAGUACAGUCACACCAGCAACAAUAGCUCUUUUUAAAGGUGUGGGUGCCUGGCAAUAUAUUGAGGAGCAUCGACAUGCUUAUUUUGACAAGAUGCAGGUCUGGGAUUAUACUGGUCUUGGAUAUACAAGGUACAAUGCAAGAGACAUUAAUAAAGAAGUACUUGGGUGCGUAGUGGAGAAUAAAGUGCUUCAUAGAUCUCUAUUAUCAUGCGUACAGAAUUCAGCUCUCCAGAAGACAAUACAUCCUGUCAGGUUAAGCUCCAUGAUCUUACGUCCAAGUUCAUCAUCACAUCAUGGAGAUUUAGCCAAACUGGAACUCAGUGAUGGAAGUAGCCUGUAUGCAAAAUUGGUGGUUGGAGCUGAUGGGUCCAAAUCACGUGUUAGGGAGUUAGCAGGAAUCGAUGCAACUGGAUGGAAGUACCCCCAGAGUGCAGUCAUAUGUACUGUUGAGCAUAUGGAACAAAAUCAAUGUGCUUGGCAACGAUUUCUCCCGAAUGGUCCAAUUGCACUUCUGCCUAUUGGCAACAAGUUCAGCAACAUUGUUUGGACUAUGAAGCCUCAUGAGUCCUCAGAUCGCAAAUCAAUGACUGAGGUUGAUUUUGUGAAAGAAGUAAACCAUGCUUUGGACAGCGGAUAUGGUCCUCAUCCUCAAUCACAAUUAUUUGGGGGCGGAGAUGUCUUUUCUUGGCUCCCAGCAAAUAUGACAAAGUCAGCUUAUGAGAACUUCGAAGUUCCGCCCAAAGUUGUCAAAUUAGCCUCUGAAAGAAUGGCAUUUCCAUUGUCUCUAAUGCACGCUAAUCACUAUGCAUCAAAGCGUGUUGUCCUUAUUGGUGAUGCUGCACAUACUGUCCAUCCCUUGGCUGGGCAAGGAGUUAAUAUGGGAUUUGGAGAUGCAUUUUCUCUCUCAAAAGUCGUUGCUGAAAGUAUUGCCGUAGGAUCUGACAUUGGGGAGGUGUCCUUGCUAAGAAGAUACGAAUCAGAAAGGAAACCUGCUAAUUUGACAUUGAUGGCUAUCCUGGAUGGUUUCCAGAAGGCCUAUUCUGUUGAUUUUGGACCUUUAAAUGUAUUACGCGCUGCCGCCUUACAUGGUGCCCAAUAUAUUUCGCCGUUGAAACGAAAUAUCAUCGAGUAUGCGUCGGGUGAACAGAGGUUUCCUCUUUUCUCAUGAUGUUUUAUACGAGUUAUUUAGGCAUUCUCAUUAGGACUUUUGUCCUCUUUCCUUUCAUUUCAAAGAAUUUCACAGUAACACUACGCUGUACACUUUAAUGUGAAAAAUAAUGCGUGCAUCGGUUUUUGGUUGCUUUCA
Olea europaea var. sylvestris is the source of this 1735-nucleotide messenger RNA. Its product is annotated as ubiquinone biosynthesis monooxygenase COQ6, mitochondrial. Gene Ontology annotation, cellular component: mitochondrion. Gene Ontology annotation, molecular function: 2-octaprenyl-6-methoxyphenol hydroxylase activity; FAD binding; oxidoreductase activity, acting on paired donors, with incorporation or reduction of molecular oxygen, NAD(P)H as one donor, and incorporation of one atom of oxygen. Bases 110 to 1597 code for a protein of 495 amino acids. Gene Ontology annotation, biological process: xanthophyll biosynthetic process; carotene biosynthetic process; ubiquinone biosynthetic process. NCBI's taxonomy places the organism in Eukaryota, Viridiplantae, Streptophyta, Magnoliopsida, Lamiales, Oleaceae. The record is from RefSeq and is a predicted model, not a curated record. The transcript has 10 exons.